UUAUUUAUUCCUGCGAUUUUAUUAUUUCACACACGCGAAAAACGCACAUUUUUGAAAACAACUCUAUUCAUCCCCCCUCUAGAGUUGCACAUUUGUCUAACAAUUGGUAUCGGAGCAGGAAGUUCUUCGAAUACGUUAUUUUUCAGGAACUAAAAGAUCAAAUGGCAUCAAGAAUGUUCAACGCGAGAGUGAACGAGGGACAAUCAACCACGAGGCCACCAUUGUUCGAUGGAACCAACUACUCGUAUUGGAAGGAGAGGAUGAGAAUCUUUAUCCAAUCUAACGACUACAAGCUGUGGUUGAUUGUGAAAAACGGCUGCGGAGUCCCGAUGAAGAAAGUCGGUGAAGUCAAUGUUCCCAAAACCGAAGAGGAGUUCACCGACGAAGAUUGCAAAAAGAUGGAGCUCAACGCCAAGGCAAUAAACAUGAUUUAUUGCGGUGUUAACGCGGAUGACUAUCGAAAAAUCUCGCGGUGUGAAACCGCAAAACAAAUGUGGGAAAAAUUAGAGGUCACCUACGAAGGAACCGCGCAGGUUCGGGAGGCCAAAAUUGACCAUCUCACUCACGAGUAUGAACUCUUUUCAAUGAAGGAAAAUGAGAAAAUUGAGGAAAUGUUUGAGAGACUCUCUAACAUCAUCAAUCCUCUCAAUCUUCUCGGGAAGACAUACACUGACCGAGAGCUCGUGAGAAAGGUGGUUGAAGAGAGGAACAAGAGGUCUAUUGCUCUUCCCGCAACAACAUCAACCCACAACAACGUUGAUGAUGAAGAUGAUGACAGUGACGACACCGACCUUGGACUCUUUGUCCGAAAAUUCAAGAAGAUGAUGCUCAAGAAGGGAGCCAAGAAGAACACUCCACCCAAAUGCUAUGGAUGCUCCAAGCACAUGACCGGAGACGCAUCUAAAUUUAGGAGUUUAGAGUAUUUCAAAGGUGGCAAUGUCGUUUUUGGUGACAACAACAAAGGAAGAAUCAUUGGAAGUGGCAUCGUCGGAAAGGACAAUGCUACAACCAUUGAGAACGUUCUUCUUGUUGAGGGCCUCAAGCACAAUCUUCUUAGCAUUAGCCAAUUAUGCGAUAGAGAAUCGGCGGUAGAGGAGAGUGAGAGGCCAUGGAGUCGUGAAGGGAGCAAGUACAUCCACAUACAAACCGAACUGGCCUUCAACACUGGGGCUUCAGUCGAGAGGUUCCACAACAUCUUCCUCACGAAGGAGAUCGUCUCUCCUAAGAUCGUGAACAAGGACCUCUUCAAAUCGGCGACCUAUGCCCCAAGUAAGUCUCUUUUCUCUCAGCAAGGUUUGCUUCGUUUCAUUCAUUUGACGUAUGAAUUCUUUUGUCCAAAUCUUAUACGUCAAUUUUAUGAAAAUCUUCGUACCACUAAGGGAGACUCGCCAUCUCUCACUUCCUAUGUUGACAGCAAAACCGUUUUCAUUGACGGUUCCGGUUUGACUUCUCUGUUUGGCCUUCGUCGAGGUGAAAUUACCGAAAACUUGGAUGAAACAUUCCAAGAUGAGGCAAUUUGGCGACAACUCGGGUUAGAUCAUCGUGACCUCAAGUUUAGAAAUUCUAGCAACCCGAGUGUCAUUAAUCUCACUUUAAUUCAACGCGUCCAACAAUACAUCUUCUCCUAUGUCUUGUUGCCCCGUGAUUCGAACCAUGGCGUUGUCAACAAGGACGAUAUUCGUUUGUUUCACGUCCUGUUGAACGAUGUCAAGUUUGAUUGGGUUCACUUCUUUAUUGUUGCACUUAGCGAUGGCACUCGUUUUUCCCAUCUCCGUUUUGCCAUCCCCAUUAUGCAUAUCCUUGCUCAUUGCAAAAUAGACUUUACUCGGGACACUCAGGUGCCGGUCAAGAAGACUUGUUUCAUCACUGAAGCCAAGUUUUCCCGGAUCGUGUACCGAGAGGAGGGCGAUGCUGCACCAUAUCUGGACCUAAUAGUCACAGAAGAAGAAGAGAGCCAAAACGAGACUCAAGCUGAGUCAUCUCGAGCCGGAGGAAGUCGAGCCACGGAGCGCGUCACUCGUCAACGCAGGACUCGUCCAAGAAAAGAAGCACCGGAACCUUCUUGGGUGAAGAGGAUCUUCUUCGAUACUCUCACAUGCAUCCGAGAUGACGUUCACCAGCUCCAUGAAAGGAUGACUCGUCUUGAGCAUUCCCGCUCGUACCGUGGCCCGCGUCACAGCUUUAGCGGAGGAGCUCGUCCGGCGAACUCUCUUUGAUUAUAUUCCUUCUCCAUCUUGACUUAUUAUGAUACAUUGUUAUUUGCUAAUGUUAUUGUUUUAUGACUCUUUUGGUGGAUGAUGAUGUUCCUUUCAAUGAUGCUAGUUAAUAUUAAUUAUGAUUGUGUAUUGAUAUCAUUGUUGGGUUGGCAAUAUUGUUCUUGUUUAGAACAUAUUGUCUCUUUGUGGCAUUUUUUACUAAGAGUUCUCUUUUAAAGAAAACUCUUGCCAUUUU
Messenger RNA from Cuscuta campestris, 2451 nucleotides. The record is from the annotation of a GenBank genome assembly. Lineage: Eukaryota; Viridiplantae; Streptophyta; Magnoliopsida; Solanales; Convolvulaceae.